ACGUGUGCUGUGUUAAAAGGAAAAGCAGGUGAAAAUUGGCUUGUUACCUCGUCUAAUAAAUAAAGCUUCUCUCUAAAAGGAACUGUAAAUGUUCGAUGCUCAUUGCUCAAAUCCCCCAACGAGUGAUUCUUUUGUUAAAUUGUCUGGAUUAAAUUAAAACUCCCGUAUCAGCAGAGAGAGAGGUAUGCCGUUCUUGCCAGCUAAGCACGAACCAUCCCCAGUGUGCAUUGUUUGGCAGGCCUUACAAACCCAACCUGGUCUCCCUGCUGCUGAUAUAUAGUAGAGCUUCCCGUGACUCUGAAAAUCCCAUUUGGGAGUCUGCCUCUGCGCUAGCAGUUGCCAGUGAAACAUGUCUCAGUAUUCAGGAAAAAUCACUUUCUAUGAAGGCAAAUGCUUCACAGGCCGGAAGCUGGAGGUUAGCGGGCCCUGCGACAACUUCCAGGAGCGGGGCUUCAUGAACAGAGUCAAUUCCAUCUGUGUGCAGAGCGGAGCCUGGAUCUGUUUCAGCCUCGCAGACUUCCGAGGCCAGCAGUACAUCCUGGAGCAUGGUGAAUACCCUGGCUUCCACCGCUGGAACGGGCACAAUGACCGAAUGGGAUCCUGCAAGCCAGUUGGGAUGCAUGGCGAGAAUUACCGGAUCGAAGUAUUCGAGGGCAGACACUUUAGUGGUCGCAGCCAGGAGUUCACCGAAGAUUGCUCUUGCCUGCAUAGGCAAGGCUGGGCCAAAAACUGGAUCAACGCCAUCAAAGUCUAUGGGGAUGGAGCAUGGGUGUUGUAUGAGGAACCUAACUAUCGUGGCCAGAUGUAUGUGGUCGAGAGAGGUGACUACAGCAGCUGCAAUGAGUGGCAAGCUGCCUGUGCAAACAUCCAGUCAAUCAGAAGGGUUGUCAACUAUUUUUAGCUAACUGCCUGGUGAAAACGGAGAGUCUGGACCCUUCCCUCCUGGUCUCUAGAAAUGUGAAAUAAUAAAGACUUGAAAUCC
This is a messenger RNA of Podarcis raffonei (Aeolian wall lizard), 982 nucleotides long. RefSeq names its product crystallin gamma N (gene CRYGN). Gene Ontology annotation, molecular function: structural constituent of eye lens. Gene Ontology annotation, biological process: lens development in camera-type eye; visual perception. Lineage: Eukaryota; Metazoa; Chordata; Lepidosauria; Squamata; Lacertidae. The coding region runs from base 350 to 901 and encodes 183 amino acids. The transcript is spliced from 4 exons. The record is from RefSeq and is a predicted model, not a curated record.